UUGUAUAUAAUGAUAUACCUCUAUAAGCUCCGCAUUCGGCGUACGAAGUGGUGUCUUCGUGCCGCAUUGUGCAGAUCGAUAUAACAUCGUACGAAUAUAUAGUGCCUAAAUAAUAUACCAUAGUGUCGCAUACACUGCAGUUAACUUUACGUUUGUCGCUAAUAGAACAUAUAUAGUAUAAGAUAUACGCUGUGUACAAAUACGGACGCGUGUCUUUACCGGCUCAUAUAUAUAGCCAUUUAGGCAUAUACCUAAAUACUGUCACCGCCGCAAAUACGUAUCAACAAAACAACGCUGUAACACUGUAAUAUUCACGCCACGUGUGUUCAUGAAGAAAUGACAAUAAAUCAACAUGAACAGAUACAUGACUCUGAAUCAGCUUGGAGACGGCACGUACGGAUCAGUUGUGCUGGGACAAAACAUAGAUACAGGAGAAAAGGUGGCCAUCAAAAGAAUGAAAAGAAAAUAUUAUUCUUGGGAUGAAGCAAUGAAUUUGAGAGAAGUUAAGUCUUUAAAAAAAUUAAAUCAUGCUAAUUUAAUAAAACUUAGAGAAGUCAUUAGAGAAAAUGAUACUCUUUACUUUGUAUUCGAAUACAUGAAAGAAAAUUUGUAUCAGCUUAUGCGAAGUCAAAGCAAAUUUUUUCCCGAACAGUCUAUCAGAAAUAUACUUUAUCAGAUAUUGCAAGGAUUGGCGUUCAUGCACAGGCACGGUUUCUUUCACCGGGACAUGAAACCGGAAAACCUAUUGUGCUGUGGUCCCGAGUUGGUCAAGAUCGCCGAUUUUGGUUUGGCCAGGGAGACUCGGUCGCGUCCUCCGUACACCGACUACGUGUCCACCCGAUGGUAUCGGGCACCAGAGGUGUUAUUGCAUUCGAUCAAUUACAGCACACCGAUCGACUUAUGGGCCGUCGGCUGCAUCAUGGCCGAGUUGUACACGUUCAGACCGUUGUUUCCGGGCACGAGCGAGAUUGACCAAAUAUUCAAAAUAUGUUCGGUCCUAGGAACUCCUGAUAAGAAAGAAUGGUUUGAAGGUUACCAAUUGGCAUCAGCAAUGAAUUUUAAGUUUCCUCAAUUUAAACGAUUGGCACUUAAUACGGUUGUACCAAAUGCAAGCCGCGAUGGAAUACAUUUAAUGGAAUUACUACUUAGUUGGAAUCCAAUUCGAAGACCAAGCGCACAAAGUGCUUUAAGGCAACCGUACUUCCAAGUAGGACAACAACGUUUGAACCAAGAAGUAGGAGAAGUGUCUUAUGCUAAGAUUGGCCAACAAAAAAGACAGCCCGUACAACUAAUGAAAUCACAAAUUUCACUCCUACAAUCCAACAGUAACAAGCAAUUAAAAUACGAAAAACAAUGGGAAACGUUGACGAACAAGCCAAUUGGUAAUAAAGAGAAAACGUGGUAUGAUAACGAUGCAGAUACUAUGAUGUUGAGCAAAAAGAAACUAAGCGCCAAACAACAUUAUCUAUCAGUGGCCAGAUAUGUAACAGGAAGAGCUUCCAACUUUCAAGCAGCUGAGAACGAGAAUAUAUCAAAGAACAUAAGAAAUGAUACGUUCCCAUCCGUAAGCAAAGUGUCUUAUGGCCAAAGUGAUAAGAAUAAAAUUGGCAAACGAUAUGGAAAAGCCGAAUGGACGUCAAAGUUCAUGGAGUAAAUUGAAUAAUUAUUAAAAUCAAAAGCAGUGUUUAAUCAAAUUAAAAAAAAAAAAAACAAUCAAAAUCAUUAUAUUUUAUUUUUUAUUUUUUUUAGCUUUCUAAGCUCUGCCAUGUAUACACGAUUAAUUUAUUGUACAUUAAUAUCACAUGUUAUUAUAAACUUUUAGUUUUUUAAAAUACUAUUUUAAACAUUUUUUUAUUGUGUACGCUAAAAAUAUUAUUCGAAUAUUUAGUAUUUAGCUCUAUGGACGAUAGACAAUGAUGUUAGAAAACAUAAUUGUGAUUAUGAAUUCUAACUUUAAAAAUUUAACGAUAUAUUAUAGCAUGAAGCGAGCACAAAAUGUGCACAAUGUUGCAUUAUUUGUUAAACACAUAAAAAUUGAAUAAAAAAUAAAUAUUUUGUAUUUUGUACGAUACUAAUUUUGAAGUGUAAAAAAAAAUACAAAUAUCAAUUACCUACCCAA
This is a messenger RNA of Aphis gossypii (cotton aphid), 2119 nucleotides long. RefSeq names its product serine/threonine-protein kinase MAK-like. The coding region runs from base 353 to 1654 and encodes 433 amino acids. Gene Ontology annotation, biological process: cilium assembly; intraciliary transport; protein phosphorylation. The transcript is spliced from 9 exons. The record is from RefSeq and is a predicted model, not a curated record. Gene Ontology annotation, cellular component: cytoplasm; cilium; nucleus. NCBI's taxonomy places the organism in Eukaryota, Metazoa, Arthropoda, Insecta, Hemiptera, Aphididae. Gene Ontology annotation, molecular function: ATP binding; protein serine/threonine kinase activity.